This is a messenger RNA of Hevea brasiliensis (rubber tree), 1767 nucleotides long. Its product is annotated as formin-like protein 7. The transcript has 4 exons. The record is from RefSeq and is a predicted model, not a curated record. NCBI's taxonomy places the organism in Eukaryota, Viridiplantae, Streptophyta, Magnoliopsida, Malpighiales, Euphorbiaceae. The coding region runs from base 116 to 1465 and encodes 449 amino acids. Gene Ontology annotation, biological process: chromosome condensation; nucleosome assembly; negative regulation of DNA recombination. Gene Ontology annotation, molecular function: nucleosomal DNA binding; double-stranded DNA binding. Gene Ontology annotation, cellular component: nucleosome; nucleolus; nucleus.
AACCAUACACUUUAGCGAUUUAGCCUAGUCCUUUUUCUAUCUGUCUCUAGAAACAGAAUUUUUUUUUUUCUUGUCUAGAACAAAAAUAAGAAAAUUUCUCUCCUUCUAUCUCAUCAUGGACCCACCCCCACCUCAACCACCGUUCCCUCCACUCACCACCGCCAUGCCUGGUGACUUCUCAACCGUAAAUACAGCGACAGCAAGCAUAAGUUCAGCCGCCGGUCUCAGCGUCGAAGCUCCCAACAGCAACAAUCACAUAGCACAUGCAGCCAACGCCACCCCUACUGUGACCCAAUCCUUCAACCACCCACCAUAUGCUGAUAUGAUCUUUGCAGCGAUAACGGCGUUGAAGGAACGAGAGGGGUCGAGCAAGAGAGCAAUAGCUAAGUACAUAGAGAAAGCCCACACGGGAUUACCACCGACUCACUCAGCCUUGUUGACUCACCACCUGAAGCGGUUGAAGAGCAGUGGUCUUCUUGUGAUGGUGAAGAAAUCUUACAUGCUUCCUAGAUCUGAUGUCUCCAAUGAUACUCAAUCUCAAUCUCAGUCUGAGCCAAAUCCUGUUGCCGGCUCUGCUGCCUCUUCUGUCCCUGGGCCUAAGAGGGGUCGCGGCAGGCCUCCUAAGCCCAAAUCCAUUUCCAUUUCUCUUAUCGAUAGUAUUGCUGGUGCUGUACAGCCCAUUGAACAGCCCAGUAAUCUUGCAAAUGCUCCUCCGCCUAUGACGGUUCCUCUCGAUCUUUCUCUUUCCACACAACCCAAUGUGGCUCCUCCUCCCUCCAUUCAGCCCAGUGUAGCUGCUUAUCCAACCAAUGCUGCUGCUGCUUCUGCUCCUGUAGCUCAGCUUCAGGCUGACGCGGUUAAGAGUAGCCCUGGUCGUCCUAAGAACGUGGCCGGACAAGGUGCGCCAUUGGUGUCUAAGAGAGGGAGGCCGCCGAAGAUUGCGUCGAUGGGAGUUAAGAAAAGUCCGGGGAGACCCAAGAAGCCUAAGUCUGUGGCUGCUAAUGGGGUUAAGAAGGGUCCUAAACGCCUGCCUAAGUCUGUUGUUGUCCCUUAUGCUACGGGUGCUGCAGUUCUCAAUGUGCCAAGGCCAAGAGGUCGCCCCAAGAAAUCUCCGGUUCUAGCUGCUGCCGGUGGUGGUGGUGGUGGUGUUGUGGCAACAAAGAGACCAGGUCGGCCACCCAAGGUUGGUGGGGUCGUGAAGCCGAAGAAGCGCCCUGGAAGGCCUGUUGGCCGACCUAAGAAGAAUGCAUCUCACCAGCAAGCAGAAGCUUAUGGAGAUCUUAAGAGGAAAUUUGAAAUCUUUCAAUCAAGAGUGAAGCAAGCUGUUGGUGUGCUAAAGCCUCAGGUAACCAGUGAAACAGCAAAUAGCGCAGUUGUAGCAAUCCAAGAGUUAGAAGGCCUUGCAUCAAUGGACAUCAAUAUGCCAUUGAGGGAGGAAGCUCAACCACCGCAUGUCCAGAAUUAGGACGCGAAAGCAAUAGGAGCAAUUUAGUUGCAAUGUUAAAGGGGCUUCAUUGUCAGGAUCAAAGAAUUGUAAGAAGUUUUCUGACAUUGAUUGAUGAGCGAAAACAAAAAUUCUGUAAAGAGAAUCAAGGAUGACUAAUUGUUGUUGAUGUGAAGAAGAGGAUGUAGCUUGAUGUUUAAUCAGCUGUGGAUGUCCAUGGAUUCUGUUUUGCCUGUAGGGAAUGAAUUUAAUGCAUCUCAUUUCAUUGAGUUCAUUUAAACAAAAUUUGAUUUUCUUGAACAUGAGGAGCAACUCAUGUCUAA